Molecule: messenger RNA, 5933 nt
Organism: Nasonia vitripennis (jewel wasp)
Lineage: Eukaryota; Metazoa; Arthropoda; Insecta; Hymenoptera; Pteromalidae
Exons: 9
Coding region: 384-4304 (1306 amino acids)
Source: RefSeq, a predicted model, not a curated record
AUGUGUGUUUGUAUUAUAUUUCCCUCCAUUGUGUGUUUGUAUGCGCGCAGAAAAGAGGAGCACGGAAUAGUACAAGCUACGGCGAAAGCGAGAAGAGGCUAUAUAUUAACACAAAUAGGUGUACAUCGCAACAUAGACGUAGCAGCGCCGCGCGGCGCUAUAUAAUUGCAUAAGUAAAUAUGCAGCACAACAAAAGUGUGCAGGCCACUUUGUGCGUGUAGUAGUUAGUGCGACAAAGAGAGAAGGGAGAAAAUUCGCGCGCGGAGCAUGCAGACUUAACCUCCUCGUCCGCUGUGUGGGUAUAGAGUUGUGAUAGGCGACGACAAUCGAACUGCUGCGGUAUAGUGCAGUGUUGGCCCCCAGCGGCGCGUGAUUCCAGAGAGAUGACGGAUAUCGGAGCCUCUGCGGCUGUGUUUACAAACAGCGCCGGCGGAGACCUGCUGCAGCAGGCCUUUCAGCAGGUCGUCGAUGAGGAGGAUCAGGACGGUGCGGCGGGUGACUUUGUCGCUUUUCUUCACAGCGAUGCUGCUGGCGAGUCCCAGGUGAUACAGCUCACGGCAGAGCAGGCCGCGGCCUUGGGCAUAACCUUCAAAGUCGACGAUGAGCCUCUGCAGCAGUUGCCUGCCGAGACGACACCUGGCUUUCAGGAGUUCGAACAGCCACAAGAACAGCAGCAGGUACUCAGCCAGAAGGAGUCGCAGAGGAUCAUCAACGAGUUGACCCAGAGCGGACUGCUCAAGCACAGCGAUGCUGCUGAUCAGAGCAGCUUCUGCGACUGGACUGUGCAGCAGUCAAACGGUGACUGCGAAAGUUAUCAGCAAGAUGUGAUGGAUUCCAAUAUAACAUUAGAAACAAUGAAACUAGAUGGCCUACAGCAGGAGCAGAGAAGUGAUGUUACGGAGCAUUCUAAUCAGAGUAAUGGACUGAUACAGGAGCAGGAGGUUCCAAAGAGUGUGGAGGCACAGUGCAAUGAAAAUUUGUUAGAGAACAGGAUACAAUUCAGCAUAGCUUCUAACAACGAGCAAACUGACAGUAUCACGGAAUCCCAGGCACAAAUAUUACAAAGAUAUCCUGUGAUACUGCCUUCGUCUCAGUUUAUUAUCAAGCCAGCACAAACCGUUCUCACACCUGUAAAAAACAUCAGGAUAUUGCCCAAUACAAGUAAAAUAACGACCACAGCACAAACUUCACAGAAUUCUUUACUCCUGCCAAAAGCAACGCUGUUGAAUACUGUAUCGCCACGAUUACUUAAGGCUAUGCCCAUGGGGACCCAGUUCUUAAGCACAGCAAACAAUAUACCUACACAGAUAUUGAACACGUCUAGAAUGUUUGCCAAAACUAGCGAUAGCAGUAGUACUCAGGUGGCCAAUGAACCGCUUUGUAGAUCGACAAAAAUUAAUACUGUGCCCACACAGCUGACACAGAAUUUGAUUCGUCAAUCACCUGCACAAAAGCCUGUGCAGACACAAAUCCAAAAGGGAAAUUUACAACAAUUUUUCACACCUGUUUUGAAAACAUCAAAUGUACAUACAGCAGGGAAAAACGCUUCUCUGCUGAAUAACAAUGCUUCAAAACUGAAUACUUCAACACUUAGCUACAAGACUGUACAGUAUCCCUCGCAAAUGUUAAAAACCACUCAUGUCAAAAGUCCAGUAGCGUCGCUUUCCACAUCAAAAAAUAAAAAUGCAAAUACACCAGUGAUAUUUAGAACAACUCCGGUAAUGAAGAGUGAUGAUCACAAGCCAACUUCCAUGUCGACUCCGAUAAUGAGGACGCAAACUUCCAAUACCCCAGUUUCAAUUUUAAAACCCCAAGCUAAGGCUGUAAGCAGUAAUUUUAUUAAGCAAAGCUUACCAACUACAUUUGUGGCGCAUAAAAGUCCUCAAACAAAGCCCAUUGAACUGUCAGAAUCAUUAGGUUUAAAAACUCUGGCUGCCGCAAAGUUAAAACAAAGCAUGAAUUCUUUUAUAAAAAACAUAAAGAAGAAAACUGUACCUACAAGUAUUCCUGCUAAGCAGGAAUCAACUGAUGCCAAUAAGCCUCUAGGUUCCAGUGAAAAUCCUAUACAAAUUGUUCAACAGGGCACAACAUUUCACAGUAUGCAACAUUUAACUCAAGCUCAAUUAAAGCAAAUAGCUCAGGUUUUGCAUCAAAGGAGCCAGGAUUCUACAAAUCCCAACGAAAAAGUUGUAUAUAGACUAGUUUUUCCGGACGAAGCUGAUCUGAAGAUGAAAAGUCCGACAUCGUUGCUGAAAAAUCGAAAUGGUAAGCGCGGAAGACCUAAAAAGAGCGCAAUCAAGCCACCUACUGCUCCUGCCAAACCCGUACCGGAAGAGGAACCAGAAGAUUCAAAAAUUUCGCAUUUUCAGGAUGACCGUAAGAAAGUAGUGGCACGCACGAGGUCAGGCCGACUGUCGCGUCCGCCUCGACACAUGGUGCGUGACUACAAGCACUUGCAUCAUUUGGACUUUAUGCAACCAGACCUCGACGACUCGGAUGGUGGAUACAGCGACUACAAUACUAACGGAGGUAGUAACAACGCAGGAGGUAUUACGAAUGGUACUGGUAAAGCCGAACUCGAGGACGGCACUGGCCAUAGGACUGAACUACUUGCCGGCCUCGAGAUGCCCAAGCGCAAGAUCUCCGAUCACUUCAGGUGUCCCACUUGCAGCAAGAUCUAUCUGGGCAGAACGCGAAUGGCCAGGCAUUUCGAGAUGCAUCCUGAUCACGGAAGCAUUGACCUCUUGCCACCGCCCACAGUUGAUCCGGAUCCCAACAAGACGCCGCUUCAAGAUCCACUGAAACGGAAGGGUAAAAAGCGCGGUCCGUGGGCUUACGUCACUCCUGAAGCAAAGUCUGAGCGUCGCCAGCUCAAACUCCGUGAAGCCAUUUCCGUAUGCGAGAACACGGAGAUAGCAAAGAUAGCCGGAAAACCAGUAGCCAAUGCACUCUCGUUGUUUGAUCUUCUACUCCUCAAGUCUGGCAACAACGUGCGCACUUUUCUUUCGGAGAUAAAGGAGUUGGUCGAACGAAUACGCGAGAAAACCAGCACGAUGCUCUCUAUUGCUAAUAACGAGGACAAACUCAAUGAAAAUGUUGUUGAUCUCAACGGUGAACUGCUUUGUGACGUGCUAGCGUUGAACUCGGGAUUUUACAGGGUUAAUGAAGCUGUUUGCUCAGAGGAACCUGAAACGGAGGAAAGAAAUCCCAGUGAAACUUUUGAAAUUGAAGGAGAAAUCCCGCCGCCGAAGAAACAGAAGACCGACGGUGUGUUAGAAGAAGGUAAAGAAAAUAUCGAAGAAAGAUUAUCCAGUGGUUUCUCUGAAAGUUCAGAUCUGAGCGUAUCAGAUUUCCUUAAUGAGAGAAGAAACGAUUCUAUAGUAACCUCAGCAAACUGCCCGGAAGUCCUCAGUGCGUUAACAUUAAUACCGAAAAAUAAUUCCGCUUUUUCAACGAACGAAGUUUCGACCAAAGUCAACAACGUCUCAAAGGGGUUAAACUCUGGCGCCGAGAUUCAAACCACUGACAAUCCUGGUUUCCAGAAACUGAGCAUCAACGUCUCGGCAAAGUCAAGUCCUGGGUUCAUGAAAGAGGCUACAUUUACAAAAUUGGGCGAGAAUCUGGACUCCAGCUGCAAUGAUGUAUUUACGAAAUUUAACGGAAAUUACGAUCAGAACAAGCUGGAAAACUUGGAAAGGACGUUUAUAAAAUUAGAACCGACUGAGGAAGGAUUCAUUAAGUUAGAAAAUGGCAUGCUUGGAGCAUUUCAUCAAGAAAUCGAAGAUUUUGGAAAAAUACAGAAUAACGGGUUUCAUUACGUAUCAAGUGGAGCAUCAGAUGGUUUUAGAAAAUUAGUACCUAAAACACCGACAAGUUCGGUAACGGUUCCUAAUGACGACAACAUAAAAAUUGACGACGAAAAUAAUGACCACGAAAUCGACGAUAAUUCAGUUCAAAUAACGACAAGCAGCUGCAGUAGUAAUAAUCCAGAAUCAAGUAUUUUUGAAGCUUCGGAUAACUUGGACAUUUCAAAGAUGACGAAUUAUGAUCAUAUCACACACUUGGAUAUUUUAAACAGUAGUGGCGCAAUAGAUAAGAAUCUCUUAAUUGACGAGAAACUCGUAGAGCAUUUGCACCUCGUGGAUAAUUCUAAUAUUGUAGAUGAGUUAGUAUCAGAACGACUGAAAAGUAUGAUGCCAGAAAAUCUGCUGGAAAGUAAUUUACUUCAUAGCAAUGAUAAUUUAGAUACGGAACUCGAUUUUGACGAACUAAGCGAAGAAUUCAAUAGAAACACUAGGAGUUGAUAAGAAGAUUUCAAUCUUUUUUUCCCGCAGAGAGGUAAAGUUACUGAAAAAUGUUGUAUUUUGAAGAUUAAAUUUUACUAAAUCGUUAAUUUUUUUUUGUAAGGUAACCCUUGCAAUAAUUAAUUGUUUCUUUUUUGUUUUGUUUUUUUUAACAAUGGAAUCAUCACUAUUUUCUUAAAAUGUAAGCUUACUGUAUAUCAUAUUUGUUAGAUAAACUCGUCAUUGUUUAUCUAAGAAUUCUCAGAAUCAUAUUAAAGAGAUACAUUUAUUACGAAUUUUCCUACUUUCUUGUAUGCUAUUUUUUCAUGCAUAUUUAACUUUAAAUACAGGGAAAAAACCAAAAUUAUUAUAAAUUUUGCCUUAAAUCAAACUUUAUGAUAUGAACGGUAUUUGUCAAAAUCACUAACUUUACCUUCUUACCGACUAUUUUGCAUGAAAUGUACAGUGUAUAAAGAAAAUUCAUAUUUUAUUACAAAAUUGUACAAGUAAAAAGUUAUUUUUAUCGAAUAUUUAAUCCUGUUUUACACAUAUUGUAUUUAAAUAACGUGUAUAAGCCCACAUGACUGAGAUUCGUGCUCCCUAGAGCAGUUAUAUUUUAAUGUAAAUUGACGAAUCUAAAAUUCUUAUAUGUUAGGAAAUAGUUUUGCGUAUGCAUGUACAAAAACAUUCUGGUAUACUUUAAUAAUAAUUGAAGCCUAAGAAUGUAAGGUUGAUAAAUCAUCUCUUUAUUAAGAGACGCACUCUAGUCUGCAUUGAAGAUUUCUGAAUACUAAGAUGAAUUUUUGUAAAUUAAAACUGAAACUUGUAUUUCAUAGCUUACGAAAAUCAAUUUUUGAAAUACAAGAUGCGGGACAAGAGUCACAUUUAUAAUUUAUUAAUGUAUAUAUGAAACUAGUGUACAUUUGAGAGUGUGAGAUUUGAGAAAAGAUGAAGAAGAUAAUGGAAUGAAAUUACAAAUGUAAUUAAUGCAAUAAUUAGAGUUGACGAUUGUUCGAUGCAAUGUAAGCGAAAUAAAAUUUAGUGCAGCGAGAAGAAGAUUGUCUAUAUCAUCAUAGUGUUCUAUAUUAUAUAAAUAUUCUAUAUAAACUAUUGCGAUCGUGAACUAUGAAAAGCCGGUAAUUUAUAGAAAAAGACCCGAAUGAAUAUUGAUAUAACUUGCAGUGUAUAAUUAAAUACGUACAGUGUGAAUAACAAAAAUAAUAAUUAUUUUGCGUAUUAUGAUUUUCUUUCAUGAUACAUACGUACGUGAAUAUAAAAGUUGCAAAUGUGAUUAACAGAACUGUUAUGAUAUUUCAGCUCAAAAUUCUAAGUGGCAGCUGGUAUAAUAACGUUAAAUGAAAUUAAUGAAAUAUGUAAUAAGGUUUAUAUGAUAAAGAUUGUAUAAAAUCAAUUUCUAAUACAUCAAAAAAGCUUGAAUUUGUUUAAAUUAAUGUUUAAUAUUUAUGAUACUACAUAGGUGCUAAAAGUUUUAAAUCCUAAAAACUAGGCAGUAAUAUUUUGCAUACAUUAUUCUUUAUUCUUUUCUUUUUUUAGAUGAUCUCAAGAUUAUAACUAUAGCUUUGAAUCUAUAUUUUUCACAGAACUUGUCUAGUUUUUGAAUGGAAAUAAAUUAAAAUUAUGAAACAAUAA